Messenger RNA from Racocetra persica, 130 nucleotides. The record is from the annotation of a GenBank genome assembly. Lineage: Eukaryota; Fungi; Glomeromycota; Glomeromycetes; Diversisporales; Gigasporaceae.
GAAACCUGGCAUGCCAAAUGGCAUGCCUAUGCCACUUUGUACUAUGUUUUUAUCUAUUAACUGGCAUGCCAAUAGCGAUAGGCACCACACCAUGCCAGGUUCCCUAAGUACUAUGCAGGGCACUGAGUGA